UCAAAAAAUGGGGAAGUCCCCCUUUCAAGCUUCAGCACACACAGCAAAUCAUCGAAACAGGCGCAGUUGAUCACUCGUGGAACACCCGGAACCUUAACCUCAUCCCCAAAGAAACAAUGGAUGAUAUCAUGCAAGAGAGAAUACUCGCCAAGAGACACGAAUGCACACACUUCGAAGAAAUGAUACGCCAAUUCAGAUUUGCUACCGAAGAACACUUUAAAGCUCUUCAUGAUGAAGUAGACUCAACAGUCAACAAGAAGGUUCGGCUGGAGAAGGAAGGGGAGAAUAGAGAGGUUGAGAGAAUUAAUCACGAAUUUGACGUGAUGAAUGGCAAGAUUAUCAAGGAGAAGCGAAAAAUCGAGGAGGGCAUACGGGAAAAGACUGAAGAGAUUAGGGCGAUGAAUCAAGAACUUCGGAAGAAUGAUGACAAGAUUAGCAAGAACAAUGAGAAGAGACAUAGAAUGUUGUUGAAAAUCAGACGACAAGAUUCUGAAUUGAGACGUGCUCCGGUAGAACAAAUGCGUCAAGAUUGUGGUGAGGAACUUGAAACGAUCAUGGACGUGAUCAAACCACGGAUAGCCGAACUAGAAAGGUCGGCUCAGGAUGCUGGAAGAGUUCUUCAAGAAGCUCAACAAAAACUUGAUGCUUUUGGGAGGCAGUGCGGACCAAAAGUGAAAGAUGCAAUUAAUUUGGAGAGAGCGAUUACUGAUGCGUUGAAGAUGUCUUUUGACAUGGAUGCGGUGAAGCGUAUCAGACAGAGAGUGUCGCGCGUGAAAUUUGUCAGGAGUGUUGGAUAUAGCAGCUAUGAUGGAAGGAUCGAUGUCGACAGGUACAAUGGGGAUUGGAGGCUUGUGGAGGAAAUCAAUGUCAUGGAUAGAUUGAAAUAUCCAACCAUUGUAGGCUGCGUCGGCUCUUCGAAGGUGCUGGUCACCGACUGGGAAGUUGGGAGCAUGCACACGUAUCUACUUGAUACGAACACCAAGCGAAUUGAUCCAGUCAUUAAGGACGGAGGACAGUCCUGUGUUGUCUCCUCUGCGUCUUUGCCCGAUGGGAAGAUCGUGUGCGGAAAGAGACGGACUGGAUGCAAGGCCAUUGCUUUGGGACAAUCGUUGAUAGGAUGCAUCAGCGUGUAUGAUAAACACUGGAAGUUGGUCAAUGACUUCGUCAUACCACGAAACAACACGCUGGAUGAUACUUGGGUGUAUGUUGCUGUGGAUCCAGAAGGGCUUAUCAUUGCCGCCGAGUGGGGUCAGGGAAAUGUAUACUUCAUCAACCCCGAUGAUGGCAGUACCAAACGGCGUAUUACUUUUAGUGAUCUUGUACGUGGCGUCGUUUCAUCAGGUCUUAUUAUCUUGGCAGAGUUGUCAUCAAACCACUGCACGGUCUUGAAGUUCGAGAGGGGAGGGUCUUACAAAGAAAUCUCCUUCGUCAAUAAUAUAAGAAGUGCCUGCAUCGAUCCACUGACAGACGCCCUCUACGUUAUUACAUCUGGUAAGGAACACAAGACGUGUGGGAUCGAAUACGCGACGACGAAGAGUGGGUCGAAGAGGAGACGUGUAGCAACCCUGUGCUUAUCAAGGAGAUUGGUUAGUGAUAAUGAUAGACUGACACAUCUUGAGUUGUCGCAAGUGAUUAUGACUCCAUCUGGGAAGAUAAUCGUCUGUGACGGCAACAGUAUUCAGAUCAUAAGAAAAGAUUGGUAUUCAAUGGUAUAGUAUUCAAUGACAUUUUGCAUCCAUGAUCGAAGAUACUAAUCGCGUUUCACUUUAUUUCUACAGAAAUGUGUCAUCAGUGAAGGUACAUGCAAUUACCCUAAAUCGGCAUAUGGCACCCAAACAACAAUAUUGAUUACCCAUGAUUGACAUGAUUUUCAGCUCUAUUGAUAAACAUAAAUGUUUUCGUUAUCAAAUAUUAUUUUGACAUCUUUAAAGGACAAGUCCACCCCAACAAAAUGUUGAUUUGAAUAAAAAUAGAAAAAUUCAACAGGCAACAACACUGAAAAUUUCAUCAAAAUCCGAUGUAAAAUGAGAAAGUUAUGACAUUUUUAAGUUUUGCUUAAUUUCACAAAACAGUUAUUUGCACAUUCUGGUCGGUAUGCAAAUGAGGAGACUGAUGACGUCAUCCACUCACUAUUUUUUUGGUAUUUUGUUAUAUGAAAUAUUCUAAUUUUCUCCUCAUUGUCAAGUGAAACAACAACUUAUUCCUCCCUGUACAUUUGGAAUGAGCAUUGUUUAAUACUAUAUUUUUCAGUCAAGUUGUUCCUUAUUUUCGAAUCUGUAAAAAAAUGAAAUAUUGUAUAAUUCAAACAAUGAAAAAAAAAUAGUGAGGGACAUCAUCGACUCUCUCAUUUGCAUGUCACUGAAUCGUACAUAUCACUGUUUUGUGAAAAAUAAGCAAAAUUUUAAGAUGUCUUAACUUUCUUAUUUUACAUCCGAUUUUGAUAAAAUUUUCAGCGUUAUGCUAGUUUGUAUUUCUCUUUAUAUUAUAGGGUGGACUUGACCUUUAAGACAUUUUCAUGAAUCUAACAUUUCUUUAUAUUCCUUUGUUUUUGUAUUUGAGAAUAAAAGAUUUGAUCCCUCAAAUUACCAACUAUGUAUUACUGAUUUAUACGACAUACAGUUAUGAAUGAUUUUGUUUAUGUUAUCAUUGUAUAUAUUUUAAAACAAAAUAUUCAUGCCAUAUGAAUGAAGUUUAUUAAUAAAUUCAAAUUCAAACCCCACUCUCAGAAGCCUCUUAAUAACCCAACUGAUCAGUGUCACGAGUUCUCUCUCGACGUAUGUUAAUGUUGGGCAUUAUUAAACAUAUGAUUAUGGGAAUGAGUCAAAAGGAACGAGCGAUAUUAAAGUCGUGGGAGUGUCUUAGGAAGACGUGGAAAUUUGUCAAAUAGGGGAACAAGGAAUGAGUAACGAGAAAGGACGAGUUACGACAAGAGAGAACGAGUUACAAGAGGGAAUGGGUUACAUGAAAAGAGAACGAGAUACAGGAAGAGAGAACGAGUUACAAGAGAGAACGAGUUACAAGACGAGAGAACGAGUUUAAUACAAGAAGAGAGAACGAGUUACAAGAAAAGGGAACGAGUUAAACGAAGAGAGAAAGUUAUAAGAGAGAUUGAGCUACAAAAGGAGGAAAUGAGUUACAAGACAGACAGAAUGAAUUACAGGAAGAGAGAAAUGAGUUACAAGAAGAGAGAACGAGUAAAAAAGAAGAAUGAGUUACAAGAGGGAAAGAGUUACAAGAGAGAAAGAUUAUCAAGAGAGAAAUGAGUUACAAGAGGAGUGAAUGAUUUACAAGAGAGAAAUGAGUUACAAGAGGGAAAGAGUUACAAGAGAGAACGAGUUUAAUACAAGAAGAGAGAAUGAGUUACAAGAAGAUGGAAUGAGUUAC
Messenger RNA from Lytechinus pictus (painted urchin), 3384 nucleotides. RefSeq lists its product as uncharacterized. The record is from RefSeq and is a predicted model, not a curated record. Lineage: Eukaryota; Metazoa; Echinodermata; Echinoidea; Temnopleuroida; Toxopneustidae. The transcript is spliced from 2 exons. The coding region runs from base 117 to 1715 and encodes 532 amino acids.